CACACCUAUCUUCUCUGCGCCUUAUUGGGAAGAAGAUCAAAUUUUAAUACAAACCAUGACAAACAAAGUUCAAGUAAUUGCUCGUGUCUUGCUAUGGGCAGCAUGUAGCACCUUGUUGGUCCAGUCAGGGUUAGCUCAGCUGCCACUAUUACCUAAGAUACCCGGCCUGCCUGAUAUGACACUCCCUCCGAUUCCAGGCCUACCUUUACUUCCAGGUUUGCCUCAGAUUCCCGGUCUGCCCAAAAUCCCAUUACCUCCUAUUCCAGGCUUACCUUUAAUACCAGGUUUGCCCCAGAUUCCGGGGUUGCCUUUGCUUCCUCCACUGCCUCAUAUUCCAGGCCUACCUUCAAUUCCACAUCUACCUGGGGUACCAAGGCCGCCUCCACGAUCCCAAAUCCCAGGCGGGCCUUUACUUUCAGGUCUGCCCCGGGUUCCAAGGCUGCCUCGACCCCCUCCACCACCCCAAAUUUUGAGCGUUCCAACUCCUGGAAUUCCAGCAAGCAUAACUAAUGUUGGACACCAAUAGCCAAUUUACCAGGAUGUGUUGUGGAAAUUACACCUCUCCUUAACGGUCAAAUAAGCACUCUAGUAUCGGUUUGUUGCAUAGCUUUAAUUCUAUAAAUGAAAUUUGUAUUCCAAAAUUGUUUCCUUUAAAUCCAAUCUUCCUUGUUGUUUUAACUC
Messenger RNA from Populus euphratica (Euphrates poplar), 681 nucleotides. Its product is annotated as protein diaphanous homolog 1. The transcript has a single exon. Lineage: Eukaryota; Viridiplantae; Streptophyta; Magnoliopsida; Malpighiales; Salicaceae. The record is from RefSeq and is a predicted model, not a curated record. The coding region runs from base 56 to 526 and encodes 156 amino acids.